AUUCGUGGACCAUAUCCACUAUCAAAGCGAUAUUUUUCGGCACUAACCUUUCAAUUUACUAAUUUGAUCGGUGUAGGUAUUUCGUAAAACCCAUAAAAGAAUAGAUAUCAGUAUGGGACGCUCAUGUUAUUUCAAUUGCAUUGAUGCGAAACGUCUUUAUGGAUUUCCUAAAGAUCCUGAAGAAAGAAUGGCAUGGUGCAAUAUUGUUGGUGCAGACUUUGCUCGGGUACGACCCAACACCAAACUUUGUGAAAAACAUUUUGAUCCCAAGUAUUUAGGUGUAAAAAAUUUGAAGAGAUAUCUUGUCCCUCCAGUUAUAGCUCCUCAACAAAAUGAAAACAAUCAGACCCUUCCGAAGAAUGACGAAAUUCAGUCCCUUCCGAAGAAUGAGGAAAUUCAAUCCCUUCCAAAGAAUGAGGAAAUUCAGUCGCUUCCAAAAAUUAAAGAUCCUCAACACAAAGAAAACAAUCAGCCCCAUCCGAAGAAUGAGGAAAUUCAGUCACUUCAGUCUAAUACUUCCUUCUCCGAAGGCGAAGACACCAUCAAUUUCCCAAAUAAGCCGUUGAAGACCUGCGGUUCCAUCAUUCCCUUGAAAAAGAGAAAAAUAGCUGAGUCAAAAAAUGUAACAUCUUGCUGCAGUUGUGAUUGCCAUAAAAAACCGGACACUAGCCCCCAAAAGCUCGAGAAGGGAAAACUUCAAACCGAGGCGGGUUCAUUGGAGAAGCUAAUUUCCGAACAUAAGAAGCAAAUGGAAAUAGCAGGCAAGGAUUAUGAAAAACUAAUGCUACAAAACACCAAAUUAAACGCUGAAAUAGAAUCUCAUAAGGAAAACAUUGAGGAGUUAUCGAAAAUUAUUUUUGGCCUGUCGACGGAUAUAGAAUCGAAAGCUCCCAAAUUUGCAAGAAUGAUAUGCGGCAAAACCAAUAGAUAUUCGACGGACCAAUUGGACAUAGCUCAAAGUAUACACCAUGUCUCACCGAAAUGCUAUAGAUUCAUGAAAGAGGACCUUAGUUUUCAUCUGCCAAGUCCAUCCACUCUAUUGAAACUGCGUCCACCAAGUUCUAUAGAAACCGGAAUAGAAAACAACGCAGAAGUACACCAGAAAGAAGUUGCUGCAUCAUUCAAUAAAGAAGAACAACAAUGCGAAAUGAUAUUUGGCGAAAUGGACUGCCAGCCUUCUCUGGAAUGCGAUAUAUCCCACGAUAUCAAAAUUGAGCUAUAAGGGCGAUAACCAACUGCAUCACUCACAACCUCAUAAUACAGAACAUGCUUGCAGAAUUAUGAAUAGGAUGACGUAACCAAUGCGAUUUUAUCAUACCAACUAAAUAUAGUCGUUGGUAGACCACCCAUUGCAAAUGAGGAGAAAGGCCCGCCUAGGA
Stomoxys calcitrans (stable fly) is the source of this 1379-nucleotide messenger RNA. RefSeq lists its product as uncharacterized. The coding region runs from base 113 to 1222 and encodes 369 amino acids. The record is from RefSeq and is a predicted model, not a curated record. NCBI's taxonomy places the organism in Eukaryota, Metazoa, Arthropoda, Insecta, Diptera, Muscidae. The transcript has 3 exons.